GAACCCACAAACUUACAGUAGGACAGACAAACACACUUACAAACAUAAUCGCACACAAUACUAUCAUUCAGUUAAAGAGGGCAGGGAAAUGAGUAAACAUUGCAGUUUUGCAACUUGGCAGCUGCCAAUCAGAGCAGCCCUACCCAGACCCCUCCCCUGCUUGAAAGAGAUUUAAAGUGGCCUUCUGCUCAACUGUAAUGUAGCUCCAGCCUCUCAAAACCUAAGCAAGUAGGUAAGGGAUCCACACAGCUGCAGGACCAUGGCACCAGGAAAGAAGGGAAUCUUGGAGCGUCUUGACGCUGGGGAGGUUGUGAUUGGCGAUGGAGGUUUUGUGUUUGCCCUGGAGAAGAGAGGCUACGUGAAGGCCGGUCCCUGGACCCCUGAAGCCGCCGCAGAGCACCCUGAAGCAGUGCGACAGCUGCACAGGGAGUUCCUAAGGGCCGGGUCCAAUGUUAUGCAGACCUUCACCUUCUACGCCAGUGAUGACAAACUGGAGAACAGAGGCAACAAAGUCACCUUCACUGGAGCUCAGAUCAACGAGGCCGCAUGCGAUUUGGCCCGUGAGGUUGCAAACGAGGGCGACGCUCUGGUUGCCGGGGGAGUUUGUCAGACUCCAUCCUACCUGAGCUGCAAGAGUGACACAGAGGUGAAAAGCAUCUUGAAGAAACAGCUGGAUGUUUUCAUCAAGAAAAACGUAGACUUCCUGAUUGCUGAGUACUUUGAGCAUGUUGAAGAAGCCGUGUGGGCUGUGGAGGUGCUGAAGGAGACAGGGAAGCCUGUGGCUGCUACCAUGUGCAUCGGCCCAGACGGAGACAUGCACGGUGUCUCACCUGAAGAGUGUGCUGUUAGGCUGGUAAAAGCAGGUGCCCAGAUUGUUGGAGUCAACUGCCACUUUGACCCCCUGACCUGCGUGAAAACUGUCAAAAUGAUGAAGGAGGGAGUGGAGAAGGCCGGGCUGAAGGCUCACUACAUGGUACAGCCCCUGGCAUACCACACCCCCGACUGCAACUGUCAGGGAUUCAUCGAUCUGCCAGAAUUUCCCUUUGGUCUGGAGCCCAGGAUCCUGUCCCGCUGGGACAUGCACAAGUAUGCCAGAGAAGCUUACAAUGCUGGCAUUCGCUUCAUUGGUGGCUGCUGUGGAUUUGAGCCUUAUCACAUCAGGGCAGUGGCAGAGGAGCUGGGCCCAGAGAGAGGCUUCCUCCCAGCCGCGUCAGAGAAACACGGCAACUGGGGCGCUGGUCUGGAGAUGCACACCAAGCCGUGGGUCAGAGCCAGAGCCCGACGUGACUACUGGGAGAAUUUGAAGCCAGCCUCUGGUCGUCCACUGUGUCCGUCCAUGUCUACCCCUGAUGGCUGGGGUGUUACCAAGGGCCACAAUGAUCUCAUGCAGCAGAAAGAGGCCACUUCUCAGGACCAACUCAAACAGCUGUUCGACAGGUCAAAGAGCCACUGAGUCAGUCUGUCUCCUUCGGACAGAGUCAACUGACACUGCACAGUGGUGUACACUAUCUUUAAACAGUGCUGCACCUAACACACAUGUCAGGGGCCAAAUGUUCACUUGAGACAGUCACUGUGGAAUCUACUGACUGUAAAACUGUAAUUAAGGUGUGGCCCAGUAGUGUCUUAAGGCAGGAGUCGGCCCAUGUUAAAAUCAGGACCUUUUUGUUUUCCAGAACUCUGGACCAGAUAAUAAAAAAAAUUAUCUAA
Messenger RNA from Etheostoma cragini (Arkansas darter), 1707 nucleotides. RefSeq names its product betaine--homocysteine S-methyltransferase 1-like. Gene Ontology annotation, molecular function: betaine-homocysteine S-methyltransferase activity; zinc ion binding. The transcript has 8 exons. NCBI's taxonomy places the organism in Eukaryota, Metazoa, Chordata, Actinopteri, Perciformes, Percidae. The record is from RefSeq and is a predicted model, not a curated record. Bases 260 to 1453 code for a protein of 397 amino acids.